Messenger RNA from Chroicocephalus ridibundus (black-headed gull), 1402 nucleotides. RefSeq names its product metallophosphoesterase domain containing 2 (gene MPPED2). The coding region runs from base 404 to 1288 and encodes 294 amino acids. The transcript is spliced from 7 exons. Gene Ontology annotation, molecular function: hydrolase activity. Lineage: Eukaryota; Metazoa; Chordata; Aves; Charadriiformes; Laridae. The record is from RefSeq and is a predicted model, not a curated record.
UGUGUGUGUGUGUGUGUGUGUGCGAGCAGCGCUCCGUGGCCGCCGUGUUUCCUGGUGCCUGCUCCCUGACCCCAGUGGCAGCCCCGCUCACUGCACCGCGCCCGCCCUCGCCGCCGCCCCGCACCCGGACCCGCACCCGGACCCAGGCCGCCGCCGCCGCCGGGCACCGCCGCGGGGUCGGGCGCAGGCUCUGCCCCGGCCGCGCCCCCGCAGCCCCAUGGAGCGGCCCCGCUGCCCGCGCUGAAGGCAUCCCCGACCCGCCCGCAGCGGCAGCCGGCGGAGGGAAGAGGUCCGUGGAGUUGAUGAGGAGCUGCUGGGAGUCGGGAGCCGCCUGGAACACGAUGCCCUACCCCGCUCCUGGCCUUGGGAAGUUGUGAGCUGCUCAUGUCCAUAAGGAGGAAGGAUGGCUCAUGGAAUUCCUUCACAAGGCAAAGUUACCAUUACGGUGGAUGAAUACAGCUCCAACCCAACGCAGGCGUUCACGCACUACAACAUCAAUCAGAGCAGGUUCCAGCCUCCGCAUGUGCAUAUGGUCGACCCUAUCCCAUAUGACACUCCAAAACCAGCGGGCCACACGCGAUUUGUCUGCGUCUCAGACACACACUCCAGAACAGAUGGCAUCCAGAUGCCUUAUGGGGACAUCCUUCUCCACACGGGCGAUUUCACCGAACUGGGACUGCCCUCAGAGGUUAAGAAGUUUAAUGACUGGUUAGGAAACCUACCAUAUGAAUAUAAAAUAGUGAUUGCUGGGAAUCAUGAACUGACAUUUGAUAAGGAAUUCAUGGCAGACCUUGUUAAACAAGAUUACUACCGCUUUCCCUCUGUGUCCAAAUUGAAACCAGAGGACUUUGACAAUGUUCAGUCACUCCUGACAAAUAGUAUUUACUUACAAGAUUCAGAGGUAACAGUUAAAGGAUUCCGAAUAUACGGUGCCCCAUGGACACCGUGGUUUAAUGGAUGGGGCUUUAACCUACCCAGAGGUCAGUCUUUGCUAGACAAGUGGAACCUUAUUCCUGAGGGAAUUGAUAUACUAAUGACACAUGGACCUCCCCUUGGUUUUCGAGACUGGGUUCCAAAGGAGCUGCAGAGAGUGGGUUGUGUGGAACUGUUGAACACGGUGCAGAGGCGAGUAAGGCCCAAACUCCACGUCUUUGGUGGGAUUCACGAAGGUUAUGGCAUUAUGACGGACGGUUACACAACGUACAUCAAUGCUUCAACGUGUACAGUCAGCUUUCAACCAACCAACCCUCCAAUUAUAUUUGACCUUCCAACCCCUCAAGGAUCGUGAAGCACUACUGCACAUUUGGAACUGGGGAAGGUCUAUAAACUGCCAUUUUCUAAUUAUAAAACUUACAUUCUCUUACAUGUUUAUUUCAAAAUUGGGGGAGGGAGGGUGCGAAUU